Messenger RNA from Salmo salar (Atlantic salmon), 796 nucleotides. Its product is annotated as large ribosomal subunit protein eL13. Gene Ontology annotation, biological process: translation. NCBI's taxonomy places the organism in Eukaryota, Metazoa, Chordata, Actinopteri, Salmoniformes, Salmonidae. Gene Ontology annotation, molecular function: RNA binding; structural constituent of ribosome. The record is from RefSeq and is a predicted model, not a curated record. Gene Ontology annotation, cellular component: cytosolic large ribosomal subunit; ribosome.
CACUCCAUUGCGUCUACCAUUGGCUGCCAUCUAUAUAUCCCACAAUGCACAAUUUUAGAACUUCCUUUUUCCUUUCGGCCAUUUUCCGCCCCAGACGGGAAGUAGGCAACCAUGGCACCCAGCCGGAAUGGCAUGCUUUUGAACCCACACUUCCACAAAGACUGGCAGACGAGGGUGCGCACCUGGUUCAACCAGCCCGCAAGGAAGACUCGCAGGCGGAAGGCCCGUCAAAUCAAGGCUCGUCGUAUUGCUCCACGUCCUGUGGCUGGUCCCCUCAGGCCUCAAGUCAGGUGUCCCACCAUCAGGUAUCACACCAAGGUGCGUGCCGGACGUGGCUUCACCCUGGAGGAGCUCAAGGCCGCCGGAAUCCACAAGAAGACAGCCCGCACCAUUGGCAUCUCGGUUGACACCCGCCGUCGCAACAGGUCAUCGGAGUCCCUGCAGGCCAAUGUACAGCGCCUGAAAGAGUACCGCUCCAAACUCAUCCUCUUCCCCAGGAAGGCCUCCGCACCCAAGAAGGGAGACAGCACUGAGGAGGAAAUCAAGAUGGCCACGCAGCUCUCUGGUGCUGUCAUGCCCAUCAAGAAUGUGCACAAGAAGGAGAAGGCCAGGGUGAUUUCUGAGGAUGAGAAGAACUUCAAGGCUUUCGCCAGCCUGCGUAUGGCCCGUGCCAAUGCUCGUCUCUUCGGCAUCCGUGCCAAGAGGGCAAAGGAGGCAGAAGCGGAGAGUAUUGACAAGAAGAAAUAAACCGUUAGUUUCUAUGGAACUUUCCAAAAUAAAAACGUGUAUAAUUCCA